Geodia barretti is the source of this 2589-nucleotide messenger RNA. The record is from the annotation of a GenBank genome assembly. NCBI's taxonomy places the organism in Eukaryota, Metazoa, Porifera, Demospongiae, Tetractinellida, Geodiidae.
ACGAUUGAACGUCAUCAAAACAAACAGGACUGAGUAGGGAGAGCCGACAUCGAAGAGGUUACAGACACGAUGGCGGACUCUGAUUCAGAUAGAGAUGGAGAAGGAGGCCAACCCAUGCCUCCUGCCGAGCCGGCAGAGCCUCCAGAGCAGCCGUCUUGCCUGGUACCGGAGCUUCUCUGCGAGUACCUCAAGAUACCAAAGUCUCCUACUGAAGUGACGCUCAUGCUGAAGGUGAGGGCAGUGGCACAGGCCACCGAGGACAGGAGAGCCCCGAUCACCAUCUGCGCCGUCAUCGACAGGAGCGGGAGCAUGAAGAAGCAUCUCCCUCUGUUGAAGGAGACGCUGCAGUUCAUGGUGCAGCAACUGAGAAGCAGCGACAAGCUCGGCGUUGUCACCUUUGAUCACGAGGUGAAGACUGAGCUACCUCUGACAGCCAUGACCACGUCAGGGAAACUGCUGGCAGAGAGGGCCAUCGAUGGAGUAAAAGAGAGAGGACACACCAACCUCAGUGGUGGGCUGCUUGCUGCACUGGAGGCUCUCUACAGGAUACCAGAAAAUGAGGCCUCACAAGUGGAAUCAGUUCUCCUGUUCACUGAUGGGAAGGCAAACGUUGGGAUAAAGGCACAAGCUCCUCUAGUCAAGGCAACAAGUUCAAUGCUGGACCAGAUAGGUCGGCAGGCCAAUGUGUUCACAUUCGGCUAUGGAGGAGAGCACGAUGCGGAUCUCCUCAGAGCAGUCAGCGAGGCUGGUCACGGACUCUUUUACUACAUUGACAAUGCCGACAGCAUCCCCGAGAGCUUCUGCGACUGCCUAGGGGGUCUGCUUAGUGUGUCAGCCCAGAAUGUGAGGCUAUUGUUCAGAGCUGCUGAGAGGAUGAAACUCCACAAGCCACUGACAACCUAUUCCACAACGGAGAUGGAGCAGCACACAGAGUACCAAGUCACCAUCCCCGACAUCUACUGCGAGGAGGAGAAGUGUAUUCUGGUGAAGGUGACAACCCCUGGACGUGACUCCAUGAGCGAGUCGGAGAACCUCGCCCUCUCCUCCUGCACCGUCACUUACUUUGACGUCCUCAACUCGUGCCCGGUGCAGCACAGAGUGGAAUGCAGCGUGGUUCUCAACCCCGCCAUCUCCUGUCCCGUCACUUCAGACUGCGUGGACGACGUGGAGCAACACCGACUCCGCUGCGAGGUAGCCGAGGCUCUCGGGAAAGCCAACAAAAUGGCCGACAGUGGGAACUUUGCCGGAGCUCGAGGCCUGCUACAGGGGACGGUGAAACGAGUGAGAGGGAGUCGAGUCUCCCGGCAAGUUCUGGCCGUUCACCUGUUAGAAACUCUCCAGGAAUCACUGGAGGGGAUCCAGGACAAGGUGACGUUUGCCCAGCACGGGAAGGCCGUCAUACUGAGCUACGCCGGGAGCCACUGGCAGCAGAGGUCCAACACAAAACCGUCCCAGGAGGGCUACGUGAGACGGAGGACCGAGAUGGCCCCCACUGGACUCCUGUCAGCCAAGUCAGCUGCCUCCUCUGCACCCUCCUCUACCAACUCCUACAGUCCCUACCGCAACUCACACAAGACUACACUACUCUCUCACUACGCAGCUACCAAAAAAUGAUUUAUUUAUUAUUUUAUUUUUACUCCAAUUUUAGCUUGCAUCACUCAUCACUGUUUAUAAAAAAGAAAAAAGGAAAAAAAAAUUGUGUUGUAUAUACACCAGCAAAAUUUGAUGUUUUUUAAUCACUGUAUAUACAAUGACAGUUACGUGACCUGUAAUAAGUGAUUGUUGCCUUAAAUUUGUUCUCCAUUUCGUGGAGGAAAUCACUGUUGAGUUCAUUCGUAGCUUCAUAUACGAUUUACGCUCUCAAGGGUUUUGUUUUCAUCCCCAGCUGUAAUCUCUAUCGGAUACUGAUCCACAACUGGCUAUAUCACUCAAUCUAUUAUGAAUUAUGUAAUCACAGAGUCAGAAUAAGGGGUCAACUUUUGAUUUGUUACAGGUAGUGCUUUUGAAUAGCAUGAAUAAAAUCUGACUCUGUGAUAUACAUAGCUCAUAAGUGUUCGAGUGAUUUAACUUGUGGGUGCGGUUGUAGACAGUGUCGGUGAAGUUGGAUGAAGAGCAUAUAAACCUUCUGGAAACACGAUCUUCCCACUAGCUUGAAAUGUUGUUCAAAGCUCUCCACUAGGAUGCUGGCUGCUCCAAGCAGGUGCAGCACCUGUAGAUUCUCAGCUGUGGACUGUUUUGAUUGGCCUACCGAGUUUUGAUACUGACUGGCAGAGAUCUCGAGGGCCUUGUAGCAAGUGGUCAGAGCCAUCACCUUGUCAAAGUCAGACAUCAUGUCUUUCCACACGGCUGCUGAGAUGAAACGCGGGAUGUACACAAAGUCAAUGUCGGUUUCUUCGUCGGUGGAAGAAUUUGGGUAGUUGGGGUGAUAGAUGAGGGGUUUGGGGUAGUCUUUGAGCAUCUUGGUAUCUCUGAGUUUGUUGUGGAGAGUGCUGGCGAGGUGGGACUGGUGCGCGGCCUUGGUGAUGAUGGUGGCAACCUCUGUGACGUAGGAGGCCGGGAUGGGGCAGCAGUUGAAGCUGGAGAGACAGA